UUGCUGCUUCUUGGUGGUGACCACAUGGUGAAUAUGCACAAUAUGACUGAAUUUAUUUUUCUGGGACUCUUUCCCAACCAGAAGGUGCAGAGAGUUUGCUUCGUGAUAUUUCUGCUCUUGUACACAGCGACUGUCCUGGGGAAUUUCCUCAUUGUGAUCACUGUCAUGACCAGCAGGAGUCUUGGUUCCCCCAUGUACUUCUUCCUCAGCUACCUGUCCUUUGUGGAGAUCUGUUAUUCUUCCACUACAGCCCCCAAACUCAUUUCAGAUCUGCUGACUGAAAGGAAAACCAUAUCUCUGUGGGGCUGCAUGAGUCAGUGUUUCUUCAUGCACUUCUUGGGUGGCACUGAGAUUUUCCUGCUCACUGUCAUGGCCUAUGACCGCUAUGUGGCCAUCUGCAAGCCUCUCAACUACACCACCAUCAUGAAUCGGCAGGUGUGUGCUGUCCUCGUAGGCAUAGCAUGGGUGGGAGGCUUUGUGCAUUCCUUUGCCCAAAUCCUUCUUGUCUUCCAAUUGCCCUUCUGUGGCCCCAAUGUGAUCAACCACUACUUCUGUGACCUGCUUCCCCUUCUCAAACUUGCCUGCUCUGACACCUUGCUCACUGGUCUGCUGAUCGUUGCCAAUGGGGGAACCCUGUCAGUGAUCAGCUUUGGUGUCCUUUUAGUAUCCUAUGUGGUCAUCCUGCUCCAUCUGAGGACUCGGAACUCUGAGGGUUGGCACAAAGCUCUCUCCACCUGUGGGUCCCAUGUCACCAUGGUUGUCUUGUUUUUUGGGCCCUGCAUCUUCAUCUAUCUGAGGCCUUCUACCAAUCUGCCUGUAGACAAGAUGGUGGCUGUGUUUUACACAGUGAUAACCCCACUCCUCAACCCUGUCAUCUAUUCCCUGAGAAAUGCUGAAAUGAAGAAGGCCAUGAAGAAGCUAUGGAUCAGGACAAUGAAACUAAAUAAGAAAUAGAGGCUGAGUCUCUGUAUUGAUCCUUGGUUUCAGAAUGAUGCUGAGUCCAAACUAAAGG
Molecule: messenger RNA, 1012 nt
Organism: Carlito syrichta (Philippine tarsier)
Lineage: Eukaryota; Metazoa; Chordata; Mammalia; Primates; Tarsiidae
Product: olfactory receptor 4X2-like
Exons: 1
Coding region: 25-954 (309 amino acids)
Biological process (GO): G protein-coupled receptor signaling pathway
Cellular component (GO): membrane
Molecular function (GO): G protein-coupled receptor activity; olfactory receptor activity
Source: RefSeq, a predicted model, not a curated record